Coccinella septempunctata (seven-spotted ladybird) is the source of this 1714-nucleotide messenger RNA. Its product is annotated as TWiK family of potassium channels protein 12. Gene Ontology annotation, molecular function: potassium ion leak channel activity. The record is from RefSeq and is a predicted model, not a curated record. Gene Ontology annotation, biological process: potassium ion transmembrane transport; stabilization of membrane potential. Gene Ontology annotation, cellular component: membrane. Lineage: Eukaryota; Metazoa; Arthropoda; Insecta; Coleoptera; Coccinellidae. The transcript has a single exon. Bases 200 to 1240 code for a protein of 346 amino acids.
CUCUCAACAGACCAUCAGUUUGAAAUCGUAAAAACAGGUCGAUAUCGAUAAGUCCGUCUAUUUUAAAUUCUAGUAAAUGCACCCAACACAAAUAAGCUUGGCAUCUAUCCAAGUCGAAGACUGUGGAAUUAACAUUUCCCAUCCGAAAUGAGAAUAAGAAACAUACUAGCUCCCGAGAUAUUCUUCGUCAGUGUAGAAUAUGGAUCGACGUUCUUACUACCGUUCUUCCGUGAGAAGUAGAGCAAGCAGCAACAGCAGGUACUCGUUGAGUAGCGAUGUUGACACAAAGACCAAAAUCAAGGACUGCUGUCGAAAGACCGUGGCGUUUAUGUGUUCCCAAGUUGGUGUCAUUGGACUUAUCGUCGGUUAUACCCUGAUUGGGGCCGUGUGUUUCAUGAAGAUCGAGCUUAAAGGAAAGGAUACGAAUUACUACAAAGCUCAAGCUUUGAAAAACGAAUGUUCGCAGAAACUUUGGUUGGUGGCGAGUUUCCACAAUGUAUUCAACAAGACUGCAUUCAUCUACGAUUCUAACAAAGUUCUGGAAGAGUACCAGAAGCAUUUGGUUGUCUUGAUCAAACACAACUACAAUGGGCGAAAGCUGAAAAGUUUGUGGACGUUUCCAGCAGCUCUAAUGUUUUCUUUAAGUGCCAUGACUAUGAUAGGAUACGGCGACAUCGCUCCAAGAACCGUAUGGGGAAAAGUUUGCACUGUUGUUUACGCGGUGUUCGGUAUUCCCCUAUACGUCUUGUACUUCCUCAACGUCGGUAAGGGCUUAGCGGGAAUUUUCAAAUGGGUGUAUGUAUGGUUCGUUAAGUGUAGCUCACCCCAAGACGAAAGCUACCCCCCAAAAAGAAUCUUAGUACCAUCCACCGCUUGUUUGUGGGUUAUCAGCGGUUACAUUAUGUUCGGUACCAUCAUGUUUGCGCAGUGGGAAAAGUGGAGCUUUUUAGAUAGCAGUUACUUCUGCAUAACAAGUUUGUGCAAGCUUGGUUUUGGUGAUUUGGUGCCGGGUAAUUUGUCUACGAAAACUGGAAGUCAGCUCAGACUUGUAAUGAACUAUUUUUACAUGUUUUUCGGUCAAGGGUUAGUAGCUAUGUGUUAUCAUUUAAUGAGCGAAGAAGUAAAGAUCAAGGUCAAAGAAUUGAGCGAGGACUUCCAUCAGUGCCUCAAAGACACUCAAAAUAAAAUCAACUCCUGCUUUAAGAGGAAGAAAAAAGUGGAAAUGAUGUAUUAUAAGUGAAUAUUAAACGUUUUAAACAAUAUAAUUCCCAUUGAUUUCCGUCAACCUAAGACUGUGAAUGAAAAAGUUCCUUUCUCAUAUUUCUCAAAAAACUCAACGAAUGUUUCAUUUCCAAUUUAUUUUCAUUCCGGUGAGUUUUAAAUUGGUGUACCAUUUUCCUCAAUUUGGAAUUGACCUUCGACCUUGAAAUCAUCUGAUAAAUCUGACAAUCGGAAUUAAACGGAUGUCAGUUUCAAACUAACUACUACGAAGUGCGUGCGUUGUUGUUUUUAAAUUUGAAUUAAAUUUCAUCAUUCAUCAUUAUUUUCCUCGAUAUUGCGGUAUGCAGUCUUACUGAAAUUUUCGGUGAUUUCUGUACCUGAGAAAUUCAAAUUUGAAAGAGUUAUGUUUGGGUGGAAAGGUUUGCUUACUUCUUUUAGCCGUUUGCGGAGAAUUGGCCCAAAGAGAUUCAAAGGAAAUUUCAAAAUUGAACAG